Panonychus citri (citrus red mite) is the source of this 1624-nucleotide messenger RNA. RefSeq names its product cilia- and flagella-associated protein 36-like. Gene Ontology annotation, cellular component: axoneme; ciliary base. Bases 233 to 1438 code for a protein of 401 amino acids. NCBI's taxonomy places the organism in Eukaryota, Metazoa, Arthropoda, Arachnida, Trombidiformes, Tetranychidae. The transcript is spliced from 4 exons. The record is from RefSeq and is a predicted model, not a curated record.
GUCUUGGACUCGUUUAAUCAUUUUGAUAAUUGUUGUCAAUUCGAAACCAAUUUAAACUUCUAAAUAACAAUGUUUGUGCUUUUCUAAAAUCAAUUAGCUGAGAAAUAGUAAAUUAAUCUUAUUAUUCAACAAUUAAUCAUCAGUCUACUUAGUUAAUUAUAUAAUCAUCUCUUAACUCGAUCAAUAAAUUGUAAGAUAUUCAAAAAUUGGUAACAGAAACGGUAAACAGGCCAUGGAAGCUGAAACGAGUUGGGUACUCGACUCACUCGUGGGUUUCCUUCAAGGCCCAAUUUGGAAUAUACCGAUAAGUAGUUUCAUCGAGCAAAGAUCAAUAGUAUUCGAGCCAGAAUAUGAGGAUGACGAGAAAAGAACUCGAGACGAAAGAGAAUCUGAAUAUCGUAAAAUCUUCAGUGAAUAUAGUUUCUUAGUCGAUCGAUUAUUAUCUGCACAUAUGGAAGAUCUUUCGAUUUCCUUAGAACAGUUCGAAGAGGCUUGUCGAAACGCUAAAGGAAGUUUAGGGGCCAAAUUCCAACAAACUUUAUUCGAACAAAUUUGGGCAGCAAAUGACUACGAUAUAUUUCGAGCCUUAAUGGUAAAAAGGAACAUCGAACUUAAUCUACAAGCAAUGAACAUACUGACCACAUCUUUGGGUCAAAUGAGUCCCGAUGAUGCAGAAAAAACAAUCAGUUUCUUGAUCGAUGACGAUUCGUUGCUAGAACAAGUGAUGAAAUUAUCCAUGGCUGAUGCUCGAGAUGAACAGGAAGCUUUGGAUGAUAAUGCGAAAGAAGAUGUACUUCGAAUCGCCAUGGAAGAGAAAGGUCGUUUGGAAGCGGAACGGAUUAAGGAACAGUCCAAAUUGGACCAAGCAUUAAAAAGAGUAAUGGCCUCAGGUGGAAAUGAUGAAGAUUCUAAUGGAAUCGAUUAUCAAUCAACAAGUGCCAAUGUCAACAACGAGGAUGAUGAUGAAGAUGAAGGUCAUAGUAAUGGACUUGCAGGAAUGAUCAAAGGUCAAAUUGUAAAUCGAUCAGGUUAUAAGCCUCUAAAUAUGAAUGAUGAUGGUGAUUAUAUAAAUCGCAGAUCAAACGAAGAGAGAUCGGCAAUAAAUGAAGGCGAUGAAGAUGAUGGAGAGGAUGUGAAAGCAGUUUUACUCAAAUCAAAAGGAUCAUCCAUUAAUCCAGCUGAGAUUAAGGCUCGUCAAGAGUAUUUAAGAAAACGUCGAGAUAAGAUUAUUGAGACCAAACGAAAAGAGAGACAACGUCAAGUCGAGCAAUUGGAAGAGCUCGAAAUCAAAGAGAAAAGACCAAAAUCAGCAAAAGUAAUCAAAAGUUUCUUAGAAAACGAUGAAAAUGGCGAAGGUAAGAGCGAAGAUGAAGGAUUAAGCUUUCGACGUUCACUGGCUGCUAAACUGAAAGCCGAAGUAAUUGAGAAAAAAAGAUGAUCAAAUAAAAUCUCCACAGACAUUGGACCAUCUUCGAUUGACCAAGCGUAUAAUGCUUGAUAACCAUUUCUAAUCUCUUCUUAAUCACUACGAAUUAUCAGUAAAUUGUAUGUGGACAAAAAGUCAGAUCACAAUUAAAGUUACAAAUUAUUGUAAAUUCACUUUUAUCUCAAGUGUUUAGUUUCU